AUGUGCCGUCUCCUGCAGGCCAACCUGGCCAAGAUUGUGGCACACAACGCCCGCAACGACGCCACCUACCGCCUGGGCCUCAACGCCCACGCCGACCUCACCACAGACGAAUUCCGCCUGCGCUACUUUGGGGCCAAAAAGGCCAGCGCUCAGCGUUUUCCGCGCCCCAAGGGCGACCCCUUCCCUUACGGCGACGAGGUGCCGCCACCCAAGCGGGACUGGCGGGCGGAGGGCAAGCUGACGCCCGUCAAGGACCAGCACGUGGGCGGCGCGCCGUGCGGCUGCUGCUACGCGUUUGGCGGCAUGGCGGGGGUGGAGGCAGCCAACACGCUGUACACCGGCGAGCUGACCACCCUGAGCGAGCAGGAGAUUGUGAGCUGCGACGAGCUGGACUACGGCUGCGACGGUGGGCUUGUGUGCGGCGACUUCUCGAACGUGUUUGAGUGGAUCAUAAAAAACGGCGGCAUCGACACCGAUGCCGACUGGCCGUACGAGGCCAAGGUGACGGCCUGCCAGAGGCGGCGCAUGAAGAAGAACCGCCCUGUGACGAUCAACGGCCACGUGGAUGUGCCCAAGCACAACGAGACCGCGCUGAUGCAGUCGGUGUCGCACACGCCCACCGUGGCCGCCGUGUGCUGCGGCGACUACCUGGAUCAGUGGCACCUGUACAAGAGCGGCGUCAUGGGCGACUCGGUGCAGUGCACCAAGCCUCUGGACCACUCGGUGCUGGUGGCCGGCUACGACACAGACGCCGAGACGGGGGAGGCCUACUGGCUGAUCAAGAACUCGUGGGGCUCUUCGUGGGGCGAGGGCGGCUACAUGCGCCUCAAGCGCUUCCAGACCCACCGCAACGGCCAGGCGGGGCUGGCCACCUUCCCCGGCUACCCUUACAAGAACACGCCCAACCCGGGCCAGGUGCGGCAGGCAGGGGGGCAGAGAGAUGCGCCGUACGCUUGUGGGAUGUUGCCGCCGCCAUGA
Chlorella variabilis is the source of this 978-nucleotide messenger RNA. RefSeq lists its product as hypothetical. The transcript is spliced from 8 exons. Gene Ontology annotation, molecular function: cysteine-type endopeptidase activity. Gene Ontology annotation, cellular component: lysosome. NCBI's taxonomy places the organism in Eukaryota, Viridiplantae, Chlorophyta, Trebouxiophyceae, Chlorellales, Chlorellaceae. The coding region runs from base 1 to 978 and encodes 325 amino acids. The record is from RefSeq and is a predicted model, not a curated record.